UCCCCUUUCGCCUCCCUCUCUAGUCCCCACCCCCGCCCAGGAAGAAAGCUUCUCUCUUUUCCCCUCGCCGCGCCGACACGAAAUCUCCAAAACCCUAGAACCACCCCGCCGGCCCCCAUGCCGCCCAUACGAUGCCCCGGCCGCCCGUUGAUAUACCGUCUUCCAGACGGCCGAAGCAUCAAUGUCUACACCGACGACGAUGGGAAUUUUGUCACCGGCGGAUCGGAGCCACGGCUCGUCUCUGAUCUCUGCAGAGAAAUCGACUCCGAAAUGCGGCGCCGGCACGACGACCUUUCCCGCGGCCGCCCCUCCCUUCCUCCAUCAGCCACCGCCUCCACCCUGCGAGGACACCGAGCAGGCAGUGCGUAUUGAGGCCCCAUCACCGCCAAGGCCUUUUCCACCUGUUUCUUCACUGAUGCCAACAAGAUUGCUCAUUAAAUAUUUUCUGAGGGUUGAUGCUGACGGACUCUUUCACACAUAUCCUCGUCGAGGCGGCCCGUUUAAGAGCUUGAAAGAAGCUCAGGAUGCUAUAGACUCCCAUCACACUAAUCUGUGUAAAUUCAAGUACAUGGGGGAUCUUUCAGAGGAGGAUAUCCAUGUGUGGCAGACCCUGUACUGGCCUAAUGGUACAAGGAUGAAUUCCAAACAAGCUUUGGAUGUGAUGAUCAACCGUCGCCCCAAAUGGGAUGUGCUUAAUGCUUUACUGGACAAGUACAAUGAGGACCAUCAUCUUUUUGGGGAUUUUGCAUAUGAACUGAAGGAAAUUGUGAGUUACAAACCACAUUUUCAGGGGAAAAACUCUCCAUACAAAUGCAGAUCAUUCUCUCAUUUAAAUUUGAUUGUCAAGAGUGGGUCGAGUGCCGUCGGCGAUCUUUUCUUCGCUGUAUAUGUGCUCAGCUGUAUAUGUGUUGUUACGCCAGAAGCUAACGGUGAGUGCUGUGGAUGUGGAGAUGAUGUAAAGCACCCCACUGGUGUCGAGUACAAAAAGCGAGACAAGUUGCCUGUUCGGCGCAAUGGUUGUGGGCGAAUGUCAGAAGAAUUAUUCGAUGAGUUUAUUGUUGUUCGUGAUGAGGAUUGGCUGGAUGCGGAGGAGGCCAGGGUGAGACGAGAGUCUAGGAUGAGCAACAAAGGAGAUGGCCAGGGAAUGAGGGGCAGAUACGUCAUACUGGCAAAACGGUAGAUGUGCAAGCAUAGAGUGGAUUUCUGCAUGUGUCAAAGCAAGGCGGGUGGUAGAGAGUGAAGCGAUUGUCUAGUCAGGUCUCCCUAGCUCCCUUUUGUUCUGUUUCACUAUGCUUAGAUCUUAGGACUCCUCUAUAGUGGUGUCUUUAGAAUGCCAGAACAAGAAGAAAGAACCUGUGGCAAGACGAGGAAGUCGCCAAGCCAUUGUAGCGUGUGGCCUGGUGCGUUGCUAUCGUUACAGUCGGUACCAGUGGUACUGAGCAAGUACUCUGUGUUGGAUGUUUCAUACUCCCUCCGUCCCAUAAUAUAAGAGUGUGUGUGUCAAAAACGCUCUUAUAUUGUGUGACGGAGGGAGAAGUAUCUUGCUUGCUGCUGUAGAAGCCUUUGUUGGAUGGAUGUGAAGGUGAGCAGGCAGAACCAAAGUGGCUUCUUUUUUAGCCUUUGGCACCGUGUUGUGUUCGUGGUUUGGUUUGGAAAAGCAAUGCUAUUGUUGCAGUGGAUGAUAUCUACUAGC
This is a messenger RNA of Triticum urartu, 1693 nucleotides long. RefSeq lists its product as uncharacterized. The record is from RefSeq and is a predicted model, not a curated record. NCBI's taxonomy places the organism in Eukaryota, Viridiplantae, Streptophyta, Magnoliopsida, Poales, Poaceae.